GCAAUAUUUAAAAAUAAUAUUUAAAAAAAAUAUAUUUAAAAUAUAUUUUAAUAUUUUUAUAAGAAAAAGUUCCUAAAUUAUUUUUCAUAAAAUUCAGCACAUUUCUUUAUUCAUUUUUCAUACGCAUUUUCUUUUUUUUUUUUCCCAAAGUAACAUUUUUUUUUUUUUCCUUACAUUUUUAUAUAUCACACAAAAUGGUAUCCAAAAAGCCAGCGAAAGCGAAAAAAGCCACCACUGGUGCAACUGACGGAAAGAAGAAGAGAAAAAAGUCCAGAUAUGACAGCUAUGGACUUUACAUUUUUAAAGUUUUGAAACAAGUUCACCCAGACACUGGUAUUUCGAGGAAAUCCAUGAACAUCAUGAACUCCUUCCUUGUUGAUACUUUUGAGAAAAUUGCAACUGAAGCUUCCAGAUUGUGUAAAUACACCAGAAGGGACACCUUAUCAUCCCGUGAAAUUCAAACUGCCAUCAGAUUAGUAUUGCCAGGAGAAUUGGCCAAGCACGCCGUUUCGGAAGGAACCAAGGCCGUUACGAAAUUUACCUCCAAGUAAUUUUUGGUACCACAGGCCCGUUGCCGAAAUGGAAAAUAAAAAAAAUAAAAAAGUGUAAAUACGCAUCAAGUGGAAAACUUUUAUAUGAUAUAUAAAAAUGUUUAAAAAAAAUGAAACUAAAAAAAAAAAAAAAAAGGCUAACCAAGAAUCAACUAAAAGCAACACAUAUGAAGAGAAGAAUAAUUACACGGGGAAAAAGACAAAGCAGAAAGAAGCUGCAGUUAUGGACGUUUCGAUACGAUUGGAAUGGAGACAUUUCGUUCGUUCGCCGAGGAACUCCCUCUACUGCCGUCUGACUUGUCCAUCAAGUUAUUCACUCAUAUGGUACAAGAAAAGCAAAGCUGAAUUGAAUCGAAUUGAAUUGCGUACAUCUCAAAAUGGCUACCCCCUCUUAGAGGGAGGCUAUUCACACAAGUCUGUGUGUGCUUUGCAUGGCAGCCCAUGCAGUGUGCAUACAAACGUUUCGCACCAAAUUAAAACGAAUGCUAUAAUGAACAGUAGGAGGAAUGAUGCGUGAAGCUGUGUGCAUGCGUUGUGUGUACGUUCCUGUCCUUGUGCAUGCUCUUUUAUGUGUGCACUUGUACAUGUACUACCUUCGUAUGACCGGCGCACUAUCCGGGAGAGUCUCACACACACGCGGUAUUUUUUUUUUUUUUGCGACUGGCUGUUUUGGGCAGGUGAUGUGAAUACGUUGUUGUCCCAAAACCUCAAUGCGUUCACAUCGUGCGCCUUAAAAUGGUCAGCGAGAAAUUGUAUGCACGUGCACUUAUCGUGUAUGUGUGUGCAUCUGGUCAAGUCCCGCAGUGUGCAUAAGACUUCCACCCCGUAUACAGUAUAGUGUGCCGUACACACAUACAUAUUUUCGUGUUAUUUUUCAUGUUUUUUUUUUUUUUUUAAGUUUAGUUAAAUUUAAAUAAACAACUUUACGAAGGCUUCACUAGAAGCCAUUCCCUUUUUAACCCCUUCGUUUCGCGACAAGGAA
This is a messenger RNA of Plasmodium vivax (malaria parasite P. vivax), 1533 nucleotides long. RefSeq names its product histone 2B. Lineage: Eukaryota; Apicomplexa; Aconoidasida; Haemosporida; Plasmodiidae. Gene Ontology annotation, biological process: nucleosome assembly. The transcript has a single exon. Bases 195 to 551 code for a protein of 118 amino acids. The record is from RefSeq and is a predicted model, not a curated record. Gene Ontology annotation, molecular function: structural constituent of chromatin; DNA binding; protein heterodimerization activity. Gene Ontology annotation, cellular component: nucleosome.